This is a messenger RNA of Rhagoletis zephyria (snowberry fruit fly), 2624 nucleotides long. Its product is annotated as mucin-17-like. The record is from RefSeq and is a predicted model, not a curated record. Lineage: Eukaryota; Metazoa; Arthropoda; Insecta; Diptera; Tephritidae.
AUGCCAGCCGCCCAAACAGCGCCAGCGGGUGAACCCACAGCGGUUGCGGAAGGAUUAGCAGCUACGUUGGAGAUAAGCAAACUUAGUGCGGAGUCCGCGAACAGCAUAACCACUGACUUCUCCGCAGUAAACGUGGAGAACGCGCAGCCAUAUGCCACAACUGAGGUGGACACCGAAGCCGAGCUGGCGCCCACAUCACUGCCCAUGACGAGCGAGGAAAUAGCGCUGGCCGAAGUGGCAGCGGUUGUGGCGGAGUUGACAACAGCGGCAGCUGCCGAUAUUAAGGCGCAAGAGCAGGCGUCAGAUGAGGAGAGACAGUGGCAGGUGAGAAGGAGAGCUGAGGAAGCUAAGCGGCAAGCGAUCGAACGCGAAAUCGCUAGCGCCGUUGAAAUGCUGGAAGACGAGAAGGAUAGCGGUGCAGUCACAACACUUACGACUAGCUUUGCGGAUGUAAUUGGAACAACCACAACAGCACAGCCGACAACUGCCGCUCCAACAACUACCGUUGGUCCGGUAAUUUUGAAUGAAUUAGUGAGAGCGGCAGCCGCGGCGAAUGAGAUCUUGGCAGCUGCUUUAAAUGCAGCAACAAUGGCAGGCACAAAUAUCACCAUCGCAACAACAGCCGAUGUGGCUAGUGCAGAUACAACAACAACAACGAAACCAGACAGAGCAACAAACACCGAAUUGGCGAUUGGUGAUGGUCUGUUGGCGGUGAGUGACAGUGAAACGCUGCCGGAAGGCGAAGUCACCUGGCAGCCAAGCGAAAUUGAGACAACAAGCAUAGCAACAACAACAACAAAAGCAAUAAUGAAUAUCGAAACGGCAGAUGCUGCAACUACCAUACCAAUAACAACAAUAGCAUCGGAAACCACGCACAGCGAACCAACGCCCAUCGCAAAUAUUUCAAAUGAAAUUAACGGUGAUAAUUUGUUGGAUAAAUCGUUGGAAAGUGAAGGUUGGCGCGAGGCAGUGACCAAUAGCCCACAGCAAUUAGUAGUAACUGUAAGGCCAAAAGUGUCAGCGGAACCAACUACUACAACAUUGGUCACUGAAGGCACUACCGAAACGCUAGAAGCUCAGAGCAACACAGAGACUGUUUCCUCUUUGGAUUCAGCAGCUCUACUUGAACAUUUCAAUAAAAGCCCAGACAGCGAAGAUACCAAGUAUUCAAUGGAAUCAGUAGAUCACGAGGGUGCAGAGUCCAAGAAAGUAAUAACAACGAAAAAGGCUGAAGAAUCAACCGAAACAACGCCACCCACAGCCGAAAAUGAAGUCGAAGGAGAAACUAAAGACUUACCUAUGGCAGGCUUAGCUGCCACAAGUGCCCAUCAGGUCGCAGAAACAGCAACAGAUGCAGCGAUUAAUGUUGAAGCAACGCAGCAAGCAACAAGUGAUAAGAACGAACGAAAACAUAGCUCAACAAGCGAACCUACUCCGGUUGAGAACUCCAUAAAAGCUGCAGAAUUUGAAAUUGCAAAAGUUGAGGAAGUGAAGCGAGCAAAUUUGCCAGAAGAAAGUAACCAGCCGAACGCAGUGGAAAGUGAAGCCCGCGCACCAAAUAAAUAUCUUAACGCUAUACGCGAAGAAGUAGGAGAUGAAACUGUAGCAACAACAAAUGCAAUACCAGAAGCGAUAACAACUGCCGAAUACAAUGCAGCUGAGGUGGCAGCAGAUACUGCAACAACAACUCCCGAAUCAACACUAGCAGAAGAAAAGUUUGCAGCUGAGCCAACAACGAGUCCAGCAGUUGCUGUGACAACUAUAACGCCAGAAGAAGACACCAUUACAAAAGCCCCCAUAGAGCAAAAUGUGGCUAAUGAAAGCCAAAAGGAAACCGAAAAUGAUCCUAAAGCAAUAAUAACUACGAGUACAAUAACAAAUACAGACGAUGAAACAACGAUCGCGAUUUCGAACGGUGAUUCCUUGGUAACAACAACUACAAGCAAAACAACAACAGAAGCGGCAGUAGCUGAAAAAGAGCUUACAAAGGACCAAAGAAUAGAUGUUCAGGAAGGGUUAGCAAAAACAACAGAAAGUACAAGUGAUCCUGGGACAAUAGUUUCGGUAACAGAACCUACAGUAACACAUCUAGAGGAACGAGUUCACGGAGCUAUUGUGUCCGCUAUCGAAUCUGUCCGCAGCUCAACAGAUGUGCCGCUGGCGGCGUUUACAACAAUGCCACACUCGAUAGAGGAGCUCUUGCACGCCGAGACAACCACCGAAAAAGGUGAUUUGGGAACAAUUUCGUCUGGUGGCAGCACAGAAAAGGCACGGGAAUCAACGACCUUGAGUAGUAAUACAGCAGAAAAUGCACCUUCUAAGACCAGUGAUUUACCAGAAACGUCUGCGGUUGAAAGUGAGAGUAUACUUUCAGAAACAACGGCGGCAACAAAAGUUGCCGAGCUGCCGGAAAGCACAACGGCAACAGCUGAGGAAAAUGCGGUAGUCGCAGAAGCAGGUUUACCAGCAACAACUACAACAAAAGUAGAAACAGAAACGGAAACGGAAACGCUUGCAGCAACUGAGCAGCUAGCAGCAGAGCUAGGAACGACAACAGAAGCAGCACUAGCAGAGCAGGCACUCUACAGGCGCACUUUGGACGCGCAGCGACAUGAAGGGAGCGA